UAUUACUUUGAUGAGAAACCCAGCGACUCAGACAUCGAAGCUUCUCGAAGACAAAUGGAAAAGGAGAAGGGGCAACGACGUUCAAGUAAUGGCGUCCCAUCGUUUGACAUGUCUUGCACGUUUGCUGAACAAUUCACCGCGUGGCUCAAGGGCAGUGGUGGGGCUGCAAAAGUGAUCGACAAGCGCAGCAACUGGUUAGCAAAUGCUUGAAGUUUCUGAAAUUUUGCAGCGAGGACGAAGAUCAUCUCACAUUAGAUAUUGUGGACUUUUGCUUGUGUUCGCCAAAUCUACUUUUCAAAUUUGCCGAUUCAAUGCAGAGCGAGUGGCAGUUGGGUCAUGCCGGUCGAAUCGGAUACCUGGACGCCAUUGCAGAACUAGUGACCUACAGAAAAGUAAACGGAGCAUCGGAAGCGGUGCUUAGAGGGCUGUCUACGGCGGACACAUACUUGAAAAAGGUGCGUAAGACCGUCUAAAAAAUGAUGCGGCUACAGUGGACUAGCGAUUUAGACAUCGAUGUGCUAGAGGCCAAAGGGCACUGGGCAACCAUGCACGAGCUCCUUGGUGUGGUGUCUCGCUACUUGCCCCGCUACGAGGCCGUGCUGAGAACGUGCAAGGACACGCCCGACAGGGCGUCUCCGUUUGAUCUGUCGUUUGCCACUGAAUUUCUCGCCGUUUAUCUGUUUAUCCAAGUCAAGGGCUCGCGGCCAAUGACGUAUCAGUAUCUGACUGUGGACAUGGUGCGCACUGCCAAGACUAACGGAGGUUUUGUCGACCAGAAAAUGUUCAAAACAGCGGGCAAGUACGGCUUCGACUCGCUUCUUCUGACCGACACAAACAUGAGUGUGCUCGAGGGAUACAUAACCCACAUUCGCCCGCUACUCAAACCCAAGUGUGAGUACGUCCUAGUUACGAGAAACGGGGGUCAGCACAACAAGCUCGGUGAGCUGAUGAGCAAACUUGUGUUUGAAACGACUGGCAAGUAUGUUCACCCCACACGAUACCGACAAAUCGUCGAGACGUCUAGCUGCAAAGUGCUAAAAAGUGCCGAUCGAAGCGCCAUCUCUGAAGAUCAGAAGCACAGCUCGAACGUCGCCAAAGUGCACUAUCGCAAGCAGCGUUCACGCGAAGUCGCCACAAAGGCGCGCAAAUGCCUCGAAAAACUACAUGGCGACAGUGGCACCAAGCUGGACAAGAGGUUCUAACGAGGCUCUCCGACCUUUCAAACUCUUCAGAGGAUCAAGACGACUGCACGAAGUCGUGCUCUUCAACGGACGAAGUUCAAGAAAUCUCCACACCGCCAGCAGCGAGAAUGAAGUCUUCAGCCCGCAAACUACCGGCAAAGCAGAAGCGCGAAGACGCUUUUGUGAUGACAGAACUGUGCCCGGCUCGCAGAAAAUCGCUCUUAUUUACGCCCGAAGAGGACAAGUAUCUUAAAGUUGGUCUCAAAAGAUACGGGUUCGGGCAGUGGACUUCGAUCUUAAGAGACCCCGACUUCCAUUUCCAAAAAGGAAGGAGCCCCAACUCGUUGCUCAAUCGAGCAAACAGAAACAACGCCACCAUGAAUAGCCACUUAGUGGACAGGAAAGGCUAGGUGGGACAUGAUGUACUUACAGUCAUUCUAAUUUUGGCGUUUCGACAUGUUUCUUUGUAUUUAGUAAAACUGAAUGUAUCACGCCACAAGAUCGGACUAACAAGCGUCUUACAAAGUGUGCAUUACGAAUACCCUUAAUUGUAUUUGUGUAGGUAAAAUACCUUUAAUCUUUUAAGUAAUCUUGAUAAUUGGUAUCAUUACGUAGCGUUGUGCGUAUAUGAAGGCACACGACUUUAUUCAGACUUUAUGGCGACUUUGUUAUACAGAGUAUCAGGAAGAAUAUCGUGUUUACAGAACAUUAAAAA
Molecule: messenger RNA, 1896 nt
Organism: Nematostella vectensis (starlet sea anemone)
Lineage: Eukaryota; Metazoa; Cnidaria; Anthozoa; Actiniaria; Edwardsiidae
Exons: 1
Coding region: 477-1202 (241 amino acids)
Source: RefSeq, a predicted model, not a curated record